Botrytis cinerea B05.10 is the source of this 1988-nucleotide messenger RNA. RefSeq lists its product as hypothetical. The record is from RefSeq and is a predicted model, not a curated record. The transcript is spliced from 4 exons. Lineage: Eukaryota; Fungi; Ascomycota; Leotiomycetes; Helotiales; Sclerotiniaceae. The coding region runs from base 582 to 1637 and encodes 351 amino acids.
GUGCACCCACGACCCAUUUCAACACAACAUGCCAUGAGUGUUUUUUAGUGCACAUCCAUAACCACCACGUAUGUGGUCUCCAUCGUGUCACACAUCUUUUCAGGUCUUCCUAAAUGAUGUGGCGUUAAAGUUGUUGUUACCUCACCCUAAGGAAGUGAGAUUAUUGAUCAGGUUGUGACCUAUGUUAAGACCAGUCAUCGCUUGACCUGUGGGUAUAGUAUCAAAUUUUGCCCAGCUUAUCCCCGAACAUCUGAUUAUGGAGUCUUAGGUUCCAUGAGGCGUAGCGAUGACCCUUGAUUGAGAGCAAAGUUGGGGUGAAAUGAUGAGAAUAGCAUCGCUUUUUGGAUUUCUGAGUGGCCAGAUAAUGUUGUGGAAAUGGUAGGAAAGAUGAAGGCGUUCAGCUGGAAUAUGAGUUCUGAAAGAGAAGAAGGUGAUCGUGUACCUCUAAAAAAAAGUAUAAAGAACCUCAAAUCUACAGAUUCAUACAGAAAGAAUCAGAUCAGCACAAAGCUUCACUCUUCCUCUUCUAAAUAACACCUUUUCUGCAAUCCUUGCCCAGAACAAAAUCAUACACCGCAAAAAUGAAAUCAACAAUUACUCUCUCCACUCUUCUUGCAGUAGCUACGGCGACUCCCUUCCUCAAAGCUCGAAGUCUCGAUAUCUCAGCAUAUAAAGCUGUGCCAACCGUUCCGGUCACAGGAGCCCCUGCCGGUAACACGGUCACAGCAAGUAUCACAUACAAUCCCUCAUCUGUAGCAAGUGCUGCUAUUGCAGCCGCAACUUCAUCUGUCGCUAUUGUCAAUCGUAGACAUAAGCGUAGCUCUUGCUCUAAUACCUGCGCUGUCUUGGCUGCGGGGAACGGGCCUAGUGUCAACAGUCCGGAUACUGCUGCAGCAUUUCAGGCAGAUCAAAAUCUCGCUGAUGCAGCACUGAAUGCCGUAACUCCCCCAGACUACGCUCUGGUCGAUGGGUUCCAAAAUGUUGAUGCAGCCGCUCAAUCCGCUACAUAUCUAACAUACAUCUCGGAUUCAGUCACUUCUUACGAUCCUGCAAUUUGUGCCAACGCAUGCAACAAUAUUCAGGGCUGCACAUCUUUCAAUAUUUUCUUCGAGCGAGAUCCAACUGUUGUUCCAGACACAGAGGACUGUCCAAACCCACCCUCCCAAACCCUUAUAAAAUGCUCUCUUUUCGGUGGCUUGUUGGACGCUUCAUCAGCUACAAACAGCGGCCAAUGGCAAGCUGAUUUCCAUGUUGUGAUUGCUGGUUCAAACUCAUACAAUGCCGUUGCGCCUCCAGCCAUCCCAGGAUAUGGAGGAGUGCAAAACUUUGGAACUGCCGCCGUUAAUGCCCCUGCAAAUACUACAACAUAUAUGGGAGUGGAAGCUUUCCCUCAGACUCAGCCAUACGACCCGACUGUUUGCGCUGCUGCUUGCAGUGCAAAGAGUAACCCUAGCUGCGCAUUCUUCGUAUCUUACAUCUUGUACGAAAAUGGAAAGAACGGUGUAUUCACUUGCACAUACUUUACUGUCCCUUACGGACCCGACAGAGCGAACGAGAUUGGACAAUAUGAUGCUCAAGGAAAUCAUUACACAGUCGGCCACAGCUUUGGGUUUACUAUCGAUGGCGCCACAUAUUAAUAGACUGAGUAAGUGGUCAUGUUGUGGUAGCUGCGGUGUUUCUUUGUGAGGGAGGGAGGCGGGGGAUGAUUUCAUGGGAAGUAAUUAAUCGGGGGAAUUAAUUAAAAGACCUGGCGUGUUGGAGAUGAUGUGAAGAGCUUGCUUCUUUAUGAAUAGACUUAUGAAUCUCCUGCAAUCAAACCAUUGGACCCAUUGGUAGCUCCUGACUGUGCAUCGUACAACUGAGCCACUAGUAAUUAAUCUAUUCGCGGAUGAUUUUCUCAUAUCAUUUUAUUAUAUCAAAUGAUAUAUGCCCUGCCAUGGAGGGGAUUGAUUUUUCGAACAAUCCACACUGCAGUCCGAACUUCACCA